AUGUCCUGCAUCAACUACCCAUCCAACUAUCGUGUAAUUAUGGAAUCCAACGCGCCGAGUAAUGUCGAUCAGUUCCCAACAGACGCACGACCAUUAUCGUCCGUACAGUGUUCGUGUCAACGUUCUUUCCAGCAGCCCAACCAUCAACUGCACCAACAGCAACAGCAACAUCAAGCCUAUCAGCAGCAACACCAAAGCCACCAACAAACGCCGGCACUACAGUUGGGAACAUGCCUGCAUCACCAGGCUGAAGAACAAGCCUCGGCGAAAAGCCAAUCCAGUCCACAAGAAUCGCAAAAUUCGCAAGCUUCCACUGGAACAUCGGCUGGACCGUUCGGUAAAAGUUAUUACCAACGUUCCACGUCAGAAUUGGGCGGUCAGUUAAGUUACAGAUGUCCCUUCGAAAUUUCCAUAUCAUCGGCGCACUCUUCGUCAAAACCGUCUUACGAAAUACGUUUGCCAAGUGGCAUGGCAACUAUCAGCUGUCCCGGCCGAAACUCGACAAGUGAUGAAGAGUUCUAUUCCUUAAGUUCAGCGUCAUCAGAACAGGAUGACUGCAUGCCAAGAAGCAAACCAAAAUAUAAAAAAGAAAGUGCCGCAAAGUCAAAGUUUAUGGAUUGUGACUGUGAUUUUGCUUCUCCUCUUGAAAAGAACAGCCCUAAUGCGUUUACAAGUCCUCCUCGAAAUGUUGCAAUACUCGAGCUAUUGCGCGAAAUUGUACAAUUAGUCAAUCAGGCGGACGAGAGUGGCACUGGCUGCGGUUGUGGUGUUGCAUCUACGAAAAUCCGUAAUAUUGGUGCCCUUGGCUCCGAAGAAGCGGCAGCGGAUAAUGGCCCAUUCGGUUCCGAAUUUAAAAUUACAUUCAAUCCUAAUCGCAAAGGCAGCAGUCCAAACGCAUCGUGCGCUCAGAAAGAAAUGUCCGAACCACAACCCCUAGGUGAGCCCAUUAGCAUACCAUUACAGUUACCUUGCAAUCUUAUCAUCACACCCAACCUACUGACCUGUGCACCUUGCCCUCAUGCACCGAUUGCGGCGGCACAAACUCCAGGCCAACUGCAAACCGCUGCACAAUCAGCAGAACCUUGUAAGCCUACAGCAAAGCCACAUACGAAAGAAGCAACUGCGAAGGACUUUUGCAGUUCGAAAACAAUGCCCUGCAGUUGUAUUGGAGAUCUCGAGUUGAUUGAGGAGAUAGCGGCUUUCGCGCUAGCUGCCGAUUGCAAAACUCGCACAGAACCAUCUAGUCAGGCAUGCGAAACGAAUGAUCAGUUUGGAGCUGGUGCAACGUUUGAACCGAGUUCCAUGGUAUGUAACAAAGCUUGUCCCGAAGAAUGCAUCUGUAAUCAGCCCUGUAUUUGUCCGGUACAUGGUUUUUACAUGCCAGCGGCUACACACGGCGAAUCGUCAGCUGCACGUGACUGUUCCCAAACGAUCGAUGAAGAAGAGUGUGAAUACAUGGACGGUGAGGGUACCGGAAUAGUUACGGAACCCAGCCAGUCGAAAACACAUAUGUUUACCGCGCCAUCAGCUACAACUAACGGUUCGAGAAAGAGCAGCGAAUGUACCUGCUGUCAUUGUCAAGCGAUGCGUGAUAAACAACAUUGCACCACAAUUGCGACUACGGAGCAGUCGCUCAACAAAUCUAGCUGCAGUGAGUUGAAAUUCUUUAUCGAUUCUAUUAUAAUGGACCUGGAUGCGAUGGAGAAAGCGCGGCGUAAGAAACAAGCCGAACAGAACAUCACUCCAACACGUGCUAGGACCUGCCCACGUCAAAGUUUCCCCGUCACCAUCACGGAAGUUUCUGAUUUAGGCGCUACAUCGUUAUACGUUAAGUGGGUAAUCCACGAUUGUUACGGAAUUGCCGGCUACGAGAUCUACGUCGAUGGUUACUUGACGAAUCGCUAUUUUCACUGCAAUCACGAGGCGGCUGUUGUGUGCGACGUGGAUGUGACGAAAGCGCAUAAAGUCGUGCUGGUGGCACAGCCUAAACAAGUCGACUGCAAUUGUGGCGACAGCACGGAAAACAGAUGCAAGGAGUUGAUGCGCAAAAGCGAUGCUGACAAAAUGAAUGAAACUGCUGAGUCAACUGCGGCGCUGUGGAUGCCCAGUAUUUAUCUGUACGAUCCAUGCGACAAAAAGGAUGUGCCGCCUAUGAAUAGGGGCAUCGUAUGAUCCAUAGUUGCGCUUAUGCUGUAAAAUGUAAAAUGUCCAAUGGAUUUGUAUGGGUUUGUGUGGGUGUAGUACUGCAUUAUGCUUACGUAUAAGUAACUGUUGGCUAAACUUUAAAAUCUGGUACUGCGAAUUCGCGUUGGAGUUGUGGUAAUGAUGCAAUGCGAAAUUAUGAAGCAAACAAAGAAAAACAAAAUGAACGCGCGUAGGCUGAAAUACUCACAAGAAAAAAAAAAAAACAAAAUAAAACAUAAAAGCUUGGGGAACAUCUUAAAAAUUAAGCUUUUAGUUAAAAUUUAACGCAAGAAAAAUAUAUAUGAAAUGCUAGUCAGUGAAAAUUGAAAGUUAAAUCUAAAAUAUCACAAAUCCAAAAUUGGGCGCAAACGAAUAUUCGUUGUAAAAAUGAGAAAUGAAAGCAUAAAGAACACAAAAAAAAAAAAUAAUUAUUAAAAAAUUACAAGAAACUGCAAUGAGCAAAGCAAUGCGCAAAGGAAAUUCAAAUGUAGCAAACGUACGAUUGAAGAAAAUAACUAACAAACAAAAAAUACAAAAAAAAAAAAAAUAAAAA
Molecule: messenger RNA, 2737 nt
Organism: Anastrepha ludens (Mexican fruit fly)
Lineage: Eukaryota; Metazoa; Arthropoda; Insecta; Diptera; Tephritidae
Exons: 4
Coding region: 1-2172 (723 amino acids)
Source: RefSeq, a predicted model, not a curated record